AUGCGUCCACGUUUUUCAUUCCAGCCUUCUUGGAAGGCCUUGACAGGCCCCCUCUCCGGACAAAGUCCCUUGAGAGCAGCUUCCUCCAAGGCCAAGCCCCAGAAACGGUCGGACUUUUUUAUGAUUGCCCAAGCCCGUCAAAGAAAAGCGGCGAAUAUAUCCCGUCAAAAAGAACUCCAGGCGGAGCGAGAUGCCUCGCUCGGUGACCCAGUUGAAAGCAAGCCCACUGCUUUUAUUCAAGAGAUCCAAGCGGUUCAAAACGGAUCACAGGUCGCCGACCCUAGUCUGGGGUUGAACUACUACUUGAAGGCCGAUGAUCUCAUCGGCGCCCUCAAAUUGUCCCAGGACCUGACAGAGCCGCUUCAGAGCGCGGAUCGGGAUACUGCGGAUCCCCAACUCGAGAAGGAAGCCGCUGAGUCACACCAGGAACAGCAUCGCAAUGCGGAGGCUGCGAUUCAACGUAUAGCAAGCUUGAGCAAUGGUAACACGAAAGACCGCCUUCGAGUGAACGUACAGAGGUGCAUCGAACAAUUCGGCCGACACAGCACCGACUCCUUCCUCCCCCCCAAGCCUUCGAGUGUCCCACACAAGUCUGCACCAACACAUCCCGAGAAAGCGCCGCGUGUGGGUCCCGAUACAGGUUCUCCCGAGGUCCAAGCCGCGAUCUUGACUGUCAAGAUCAUGAAUCUCUCUCGACAUCUCCAGACCGCCAACAAGGAUAAGCAUAACAAGCGCAACCUGCAAAUUCUUGUUCACAAGCGACAGAAGUUGCUUCGUUAUGUUCGCAGGAAGGAACGAGGAGGUCCUAGGUGGCAGAACUUGAUGGAGAACCUGGGGUUGUCUGAGGCGGCAUGGAAAGGAGAGAUUGCUCUGUAG
Messenger RNA from Penicillium macrosclerotiorum, 876 nucleotides. Its product is annotated as mitochondrial 37S ribosomal protein uS15m. NCBI's taxonomy places the organism in Eukaryota, Fungi, Ascomycota, Eurotiomycetes, Eurotiales, Aspergillaceae. Gene Ontology annotation, molecular function: structural constituent of ribosome. Gene Ontology annotation, cellular component: ribosome. The transcript is spliced from 2 exons. Bases 1 to 876 code for a protein of 291 amino acids. Gene Ontology annotation, biological process: translation. The record is from RefSeq and is a predicted model, not a curated record.